GCCACUCAAACAAAGGAAGAAAUAAAUAACCAAGAAGCAAAAGUAAAUGACACUAUAGAAAAACAAUCAACUCAAUACACAACAAACACAAGUAAACACAACAGAACAUGUGUCUCAAAACAACAAAGCACUAGAAAAAAAACACAUGAAUCAGAAAACAACGUAAACAAAGAGGUACACAUAAACCACAUAACGGAUACUCACUUAGACAAUCAUGCCAAUCAAUCAAAUGAUAGGCAAGAUGAGAUGGAUAAAUCUCUACCCGGUUCAGCUUUUCAAUACAUUAAGGCAAUAGUCCACAAAUUGGAUCCCCCAAAUCUGGAGUUUAGCCCAGACAACUCCUAUACCAAAGAAACACUAGACACGAUAGAAGUAGAUACUCCACCCCAAAAGCAGGUUGCAACAACCAACUCAGAAUCUGACAGAACAAAUAUAGCACUACAAAAUGCAGAAGCCAACUCAUUAGCUAAAGAAUCAGAUAUAUCUAUGCCAGAUUUCUAG
Dentiscutata heterogama is the source of this 501-nucleotide messenger RNA. The record is from the annotation of a GenBank genome assembly. Lineage: Eukaryota; Fungi; Glomeromycota; Glomeromycetes; Diversisporales; Gigasporaceae.